AUGCUGUUCUCUCUGCGGGAGCUGGUCCAGUGGCUGGGCUUCGCCACCUUCGAGAUGUUCCUGCACCUGCUUGCGCUGACAGUGUUCAGCCUGCUGGUGGCGCUCAAGGCGGACGGGUUUGCGCGGCUCAGCUGGUGGGUGGUGUUCGCGCCCCUGUUCUCCGCGGACGGCCUCAGCACCUACUUCACGGCCAUCGUGUCGGUCCGGCUGUGCCAGGAGGGGGAGAAGCGUCUGGCAGUGCUGCGGCUGUUCUGGGUGGUCACCGUGCUCAGCCUCAAGUUCGUCUGCGAGAUUCUUCUGUGCCAGAAGCUGCAGGAGCGGUCCCGGGAGCUCUGGUUCGGUCUCAUCGUCUCUCCCGUCUUCAUCCUGCUGCAGCUUCUCAUGAUCCGAGCCUGCCGGGUCAACUGAGGGGCGCCGAGCAGAGCCGUGUGACCCUCUGUGAGCCCUUCUUCAUCAUGUGACUCUUCAGAGUGAGCCCCUCUUCAUCAUGUGACUCUUCAGAGUGAGCCCCUCUUCAUCAUGUGACUCUUCAGAGUGAGCCCCUCUUCAUCAUGUGACUCUUCAGAGUGAGGCCCCUUCAUCAUUCUGAACUGUGAUUAUUAAGCCAGGGAUUUCACGAAUGUCAAACGUGGGGAAUGGAAUUGAGAAGAUCAGUGGGAAUGUGGGUCUGUCUGUACAAACUGGCUCUUUACAUGGAAACUGUUUCAUCACUGAUGUGUUUUUUUUUAUUUUGUAAAUACACCCGAGAUUAAAUCUUUAUACUCUGUACUCUGUCCAGUGUCUGUCAAAUAAAUACAGAACAGCUCUGUCCAGUC
Molecule: messenger RNA, 815 nt
Organism: Acipenser ruthenus (sterlet)
Lineage: Eukaryota; Metazoa; Chordata; Actinopteri; Acipenseriformes; Acipenseridae
Product: transmembrane protein 203-like
Exons: 1
Coding region: 1-408 (135 amino acids)
Biological process (GO): intracellular calcium ion homeostasis
Cellular component (GO): endoplasmic reticulum
Source: RefSeq, a predicted model, not a curated record